AUGUCGGAUAUCGAUCCCAACGCACGAAAGGAAGUCAACAACGCGCUCAUUAGCUCGGGCAGCACUGCCGUCGGGCAGAUGGUUGACACCGGCAACUCCUCUGUUCAGAAGCGUCAAAGGAACAAAGAGGAGAAAGAGAAACGCGAGGCCGCUGCGAGAGCUGCUAAGCAGGAGGCCGAUGCUGCUGUUAGUCCACGAACCCUUUAUCUCAACACUCAAGAAGUUGAAAUUCCCAAUCCUGUCAUGUACUGA
This is a messenger RNA of Penicillium verrucosum, 252 nucleotides long. RefSeq lists its product as uncharacterized. The coding region runs from base 1 to 252 and encodes 83 amino acids. The transcript has a single exon. Lineage: Eukaryota; Fungi; Ascomycota; Eurotiomycetes; Eurotiales; Aspergillaceae. The record is from RefSeq and is a predicted model, not a curated record.